This is a messenger RNA of Chanos chanos (milkfish), 2070 nucleotides long. RefSeq names its product nucleobindin 1 (gene nucb1). The transcript is spliced from 13 exons. The coding region runs from base 108 to 1442 and encodes 444 amino acids. The record is from RefSeq and is a predicted model, not a curated record. Lineage: Eukaryota; Metazoa; Chordata; Actinopteri; Gonorynchiformes; Chanidae. Gene Ontology annotation, molecular function: calcium ion binding. Gene Ontology annotation, cellular component: extracellular exosome; endoplasmic reticulum-Golgi intermediate compartment.
ACGCAGCACAGUUGAUCGCAUAAAAAAGUGGUCAAACAAGAGAAGUGUAUCUGAACAACAACAACAACAACAACGAAAAUCCGUCAGUUGCCAGCGUUAUCAGGAGGAUGAGGGGGGUUCCUCUCUGCCUGCUGUUGUCACUGCAGGUAUGGUCCGUGCCCAUAGAGCGCGAUGGCAGUCCGCAGGAAGUCCAGCCUCCUCUGGAAGACAAACAGGAGGAGAAUAUGGAUACAGGGCUGUACUAUGAUCGCUACCUGAGGGAGGUUAUUGAAGUGCUAGAGACAGACCCACACUUCAGAGAAAAACUGCAGACAGCCAACACUGAGGAUAUUAAAAACGGGCGCCUCAGUAAGGAGCUGGAUUUGGUGGGCCACCAUGUCAGGACACGGCUUGAUGAGCUUAAGAGGCAGGAGGUCUCCCGUCUCAGGAUGCUGCUUAAGGCAAAACUGGACAGCACCAACACGCAGAGUGUUCAAAUGGACCACGUGUCCCUGUUGAAGCAGUUUGAGCACCUGGACCCACACAAUCAGAACACGUUUGAGGCCAAAGACCUGGAACUGCUCAUUGCCACAGCGACUAAAGACCUGGAGAACUACGAUGCAGAGCGCCAUGAGGAGUUCAAACGUUACGAGAUGCUGAAAGAACAUGAAAGGAGGGAGUACCUGAAGAGCCUGGACCAGGAGAAGAGGGAGAAGGAGGAAAGGAGAAUGGAGCAGAUGAGGGAGAAACACCGUCAGCAUCCCAAAGUCAAUGCUCCAGGCAGCAUUGAUCAGUUUCGUGAGGUAUGGGAGGAAACUGAUGGUUUGGAUCCAGAGGAGUUUAACCCUAAGACUUUCUUUAAGCUCCACGAUACCAACGGAGACGGGCUCCUAGACGAGCAAGAACUGGAAGCUCUUUUCACAAAAGAGCUGGAGAAGGUGUAUAACAUGGGGAAUGAGGAGGACGAUAUGGUGGAGAUGGAGGAGGAGAGGCUGCGGAUGAGGGAACACGUGAUGAAUAAUGUGGAUCUCAAUCAUGAUCGACUCAUCAGCCUGGAAGAGUUCCUCAGAUCCACAGAGAGGAAAGAGUUCAACAGCCCCAAGGAAUGGCAGAUGCUGGAUGACACAAAACCAGUAUACACGGAGGCGGAGCUUCAGAGAUUUGAGGCAGAGCUUCAAGAAAAGGAGGCGGAACUUGGUCGGAGGGCGGAGACUUUACGGCAGGAGCAGGAGCUGCUGAAAGAGAGAGGCAAAGCCCUGGAGGCCCAGAGAAAAGAAUACCAGCAGGAAAUGGCUCUGAGACAGAAGAUCAAGGAGGAAGGAGAGCAGAAGUUCCAACAAAAAAAGCAGAAAACAUCAGGAGAGAACAAUCAAGAGGUUAAAGUUCCUGGUAAACAGGAUGAAGAGAUCCAGAGCAGUCUACCAGCUGAGCCUCCUCAGAACCAGCCUUUGCAUACGUCCUAACAACACAGAAUGUUACACUAUCACACAACACAGAAUGUUACACUAUCAUACAACACAGAGUGUCACACUGAUAAACCACACACAGUGUUACACUGUUAAAGCGAUAAUUCCCAUCCUUUCCCCAGACUCACUGACAUAACCACACACUGAAUGAAAUCUCUGGACUCGGACAGAGCCCCAGACGUCAACGUCCUCAGCCUUAUCAUCCUCCAGGUGGCACCCAGAGGAUUUUCCUGAAAAUAUGUAUGGUCAGGUUCAAAUACACCACCAUAGUUUCAGUACUGAUUUUACAGUCAGUCAAUCCAGAGCUCGUAGUUUUAAUAUAAUAUUUAACAUUGUUUUGUUUUAUCACACAGUUGUAGAUCCUGCCUUAUCUGUGUGUGAGCUACCUCCUGUCUGGUUAGUGUCUGAGUAAAACACCACGCUUUACUACGUACUUCACCAAGACAUGCCACUCGCACACUCACACACUCUCUCUCUCUAGCACACACACACAGUCAGGACAUACAUGCAGAAACACACUCAUGUAUCACAGGACAAAAGACAAGCACAUUCUGGACUAAGGGACAUGGUUCAAAUCUGUGGAUUUAAACAUCUGACCAAAUAAAUAGUCUUCUUGUCUUCUUAA